Messenger RNA from Choloepus didactylus (southern two-toed sloth), 1758 nucleotides. It is a transcript of the gene PPIL1, whose product is annotated as peptidylprolyl isomerase like 1. The coding region runs from base 253 to 753 and encodes 166 amino acids. The transcript is spliced from 4 exons. The record is from RefSeq and is a predicted model, not a curated record. Lineage: Eukaryota; Metazoa; Chordata; Mammalia; Pilosa; Megalonychidae. Gene Ontology annotation, biological process: protein folding; protein peptidyl-prolyl isomerization. Gene Ontology annotation, molecular function: peptidyl-prolyl cis-trans isomerase activity. Gene Ontology annotation, cellular component: catalytic step 2 spliceosome.
ACCGCCUCUUGACACCUUCUCCGAUGGCGUUUGCAUUUUCCGCCGUCUUUGCGCCUCAGCCUCUUUUCGCCUCGCACCCCAACUUCCCCGACUGUGGAAGAGGGGUCCUUUCUCUUCCUUGUCCCAACCCCCGAAAUCCUGGACUCCAAAGGGUUGAACGGCAGGACCGGAAGUGUGUCCUGCAGCAGAGGGUCCCCAGUGAAUCGACGCCGGAAGUAGCGAUUGCUUGGGAAGGAUUCCGCUCGCUCCGCUAUGGCUGCAAUUCCCCCCGACUCCUGGCAGCCGCCCAACGUCUACUUGGAGACCAGCAUGGGGAUCAUUGUGCUGGAGCUGUACUGGAAGCAUGCUCCAAAGACCUGUAAGAAUUUUGCUGAGUUAGCUCGUCGAGGUUACUACAAUGGCACGAAAUUCCACAGAAUCAUCAAAGACUUCAUGAUCCAGGGAGGCGACCCAACAGGGACAGGUCGAGGUGGUGCAUCCAUCUAUGGCAAGCAGUUUGAAGAUGAGCUUCAUCCAGACUUGAAAUUCACGGGGGCUGGAAUUCUUGCAAUGGCUAAUGCAGGGCCAGACACCAAUGGCAGCCAGUUUUUUGUGACCCUGGCCCCCACCCAGUGGCUUGAUGGCAAACACACCAUUUUUGGCCGGGUGUGCCAAGGCAUAGGAAUGGUGAAUCGAGUGGGAAUGGUAGAAACAAACUCUCAGGACCGCCCUGUGGACGAUGUGAAGAUCGUCAAGGCCUACCCUUCUGGAUAGACUUGCUGUCCUCUUGGCCAGAUCUUUGGGUCCUCUGAGAUGGCCCCGUGAACCAGCUUAAAGAUGAUCUGGAACGACAUGUAACUCUAAACGUCAUUCUGGCCUUACAAAUCACGGAGCUGAGGAAGCCUGGGUCUUGGGUGAGUUAAGAGAUAGAAGUGUAUUUUAACAGAAUGCUUGUUCUCUCUUCUCCCAGUGCCUGCAUUGACAGAGCAUUUGUAGAAAUGCCCAUACAAGGUCAUGCACAAGUUACUGCUAACUGCAAAUGAUCCAUACUGCUCCUUCUUGUGAGUGUCUACUCUGAUCCACUUGGAAAAAAAUGAAGCAAGAUCUGUCUAUCUGUGGUGUCCAACCAAACUCUUCCUGGGGGAGAUUUAUAUUCUGGCCUGCCUCUGUUGCAGUCUUUGGUGGCUGACAGCCACAGAAUUCAAGACCAAGGAGUGUCUGCCAGCCUGCUUAACUCUGUGCACACCCUAUUUCAGUCUCCUACAUUUGUUCUUCCAAGGAAAGUUUGCAUCUCUCUCUGUUUUCCUUCUCAAAACCAGAGCAUCAACACUGCUGUUUCUGACACUUAGACAUCCCACGCAAAGCCACAUUGAAUUUUUGCCAAAUGAAAAAUGCAUCCAACAAUCAAGUUUCUAAGAAGGUGUCAAGUGGGGAAUGAUAAUGCGUAAUAAUCAAGAAAUGAAUUUAUAAAGAGACAGCAGAAGCUAUGACCAUUUUUUCCCCAGGAAGUAGUGGAAAUCUGUAGUAAAAGCACAAGGCGAGACUGAAUUCUCCUUAAAAAGCAGCAUUCUCAUAAAGGAGAAAGGCACCACUUAGAUUUUUUUUUUCAUCUAAGACUUUAGAGAAACCAGAUGAGAUUUUUAUUUUAUUAUUUUUUUAAUCUUCCUGUUGUUUUGUUUUGCUUUGUUUUUGAGGAGGGAUAGGGAUAAGAGGAACAAUACAUUAAUACAUACAUAAUACAUAGAAACUUCCAAAAUAAAAUGCCACUGAUGGUGAAAA